AUGUCAACUUCCAGCGGCAACGAUUGCGAUUAUUAUUACUCCUCUUCUUCCUCCAGCUCUUCUGAUGAGGAUUCCAAAGCUUCUGUAGCCAAAUCGAAAGCUAAGACAACUCAUGAUGAUGGAGAGAAUCCUAUCAUACCCUUUAUUGAUCAAAGGGUCACUUAUGUUGAACUUAUGAAGAGAAAGGCUGGAGAUGACGAAGCAGAGAAUCGUCAGCGCAGAAGGGAUCGAACCCGGCGCCGAGUACAAGCGGCUGAGGAGAGACGUCGAUUUGUCGAUGGGGUACCCUUUGACUCUGAUGCUGAUGGUUCUGAAGAGGAAACUGCGUGGGUGUUUACAGAGCGCAAGAUCAAGCCUGGCCGAUGUAAAAGAGAGUUUCGGAAGAGCAUGAAGCAAAUUGAAGCUGAAGCUGAAACAGAAGAAGACUCGGACUCGGAUGAUGAUCCUGAUGCUCAUCCAGACUUCAUCGACGGUCCUGGCGCUGAUUCCGAUGAAGAGGAAGACAUUGAUGACAAAUCUGAUAACUCGGAUGACAAGAAGGACAGCGAUGACGACUCUGACAAUUCAGAUGAGUCUGAUGAGUAG
Molecule: messenger RNA, 585 nt
Organism: Papaver somniferum (opium poppy)
Lineage: Eukaryota; Viridiplantae; Streptophyta; Magnoliopsida; Ranunculales; Papaveraceae
Product: ribosomal L1 domain-containing protein CG13096-like
Exons: 1
Coding region: 1-585 (194 amino acids)
Source: RefSeq, a predicted model, not a curated record